Molecule: messenger RNA, 366 nt
Organism: Hibiscus syriacus
Lineage: Eukaryota; Viridiplantae; Streptophyta; Magnoliopsida; Malvales; Malvaceae
Product: cysteine desulfurase 1, chloroplastic-like
Exons: 3
Coding region: 28-366 (112 amino acids)
Source: RefSeq, a predicted model, not a curated record
GAUUCGCACUUGUCCUGAAUUUCUUUGAUGAGAAUAACAAUGAUGGAAGGCAUAGUUGUAAAGCUCCCUUCUUUCCCAAUUUUAUACCCUACUGUUUCACCUUCUUCCUCGAAUUGUCGUCAAGGUUUCCGUCGCUUCUCCGCUUCGCUUUCCGCCGGCGUUAAAGAAGGCUCCGUUUCAUUAGGCCACUCAACCCGACCCGAUUUCCCCAUACUCCACCAGGAAGUAAAUGGAUCGAAACUUGUUUACUUAGACAAUGCGGCAACCUCUCAGAAACCAACGGCAGUGUUAAGAGCUGUGCAGAAUUAUUAUGAAGCUUACGAUUCAAAUCAGAGGAAUUCAUUACUUGAGGGAACAAGUGAAUAG